AUUCGAAACCAAAACUCAAACCCACCGGUAAACACCCAUCAAUACAAAAGGGGUGUUAGCCUACUUAUGAAGCAUCCAUUUAUAAGACCGCCAGCACCAGGAUCUCGUUCACAGUUCAGAUUUGUCAGAAUCCAGGAGAGAAAGAAAGGAAGCAACGGUAAGAUUUUCGUUUUCUUUUGCAACUUUUGCUUAUACAAAGCAAGCCGAACCUUUUGACAUCUCUCAAGAAGAGCUAUCGCCUUACAGACCAGACAAAAGUCAUGAUGUCAGCACCAGUGUGUUUGAUUGAAAGUGAUCAAAAUGGAAAGUUUCAUGUGAGAAAAGAGGGCAAAGACAUUCUAGAUGGAAUCAAUGAGCCAGUGGUGGUGGUGUCUGUAGUGGGACUCUACCGUACUGGGAAGUCUUACCUUAUGAACCGCCUAGCAGGACAACAGUCAGGCUUUGCUCUUGGCAACACAAUUGAAUCAAAGACCAAAGGUAUCUGGAUGUGGUGCAUCCCUCACCCAUCUAAAGCAGGACAGACUCUAGUGCUGCUGGACACAGAGGGACUGGGUGAUGUAGACAAGGGAGACUCUCAGAAUGACGGCUGGAUCUUCUGUCUGGCGGUUUUGCUCAGCAGCACUCUGGUGUACAACAGCAGAGGAACCAUUGAUAAUGAUGCAGUGCAAAAGCUCCAAUAUGUUACUGAACUCACUGAGCAAAUCAAGAUCAAAUCCCCAUCAUCUCCAUCAAAAGAAGCAGAUGUGACAGGGAAAGAGGAUUAUGAGUUUGUGUGCUUUUUCCCAUCAUUCGUCUGGUGUGUGAGGGAUUUUAUCCUGGAAUUAGAAAUUGCUGGACAGCAAGUGACAGAGGACGAAUACCUUGAAUUUGGUCUCAAUUUAAAGAAGGAUUGCAAAACCAGUAACUACAACGAGACUCGUGAAUGUAUCCGGAAGUAUUUCCCUUCCCGCAAGUGUUUCGUGUUCUCAUUCCCAACCUUACCGAAAAGCAUGAAACAUCUAGAGAGCCUAAAAGAGCAGGACCUUAUGCCAGAUUUUCUGGAGGCCACCGGCCAUUUCUGUAAAUACAUCUUUGAGAAGAGUGCUGUGAAAACGCUGAAAGGGGGUCACAGAGUUACUGGGAAAAUGCUUGGUGAUCUUGCUCAGAUUUAUGUAGAUACAAUCAGCAGGGGUAAGGUGCCCUGUCUGGACAAUGCAGUGGUUACUCUUGCAAAUCAAGAGAACCAGGCAGCUGUUAAAGAAGCUUUAAAAGUUUAUAAGAGUGGCAUGGAAGAGGUGGUGAUGAAGUUUCCAGUUAAUGUGACUGAUGUUACCCAAGAGCAUCAGAACGUAAGCAGUCAGGCCACAUCUGAGUUCACAAAACGUUCAUUUAAAGAUGAAAAUGAUGAGUACCUUAAAAAGCUGGAGGAAGAGAUAGGUAAAUACUAUGUAAACCUUUUGGAGGAGAAUAAGAUGGCAUCAGAAAGGAAAUGCAAAGAGCUCCUGAAGGAUCUGUUUUCUAGUAUGAGUGAACGACUGAAGAAUGGAGAAUACAGUCAGCGUGGAGGAUAUGAAGUCUACUGCAGAGACAGAGACGCCAACAUUGAACAAUACCACAGUGAACCAAACAAAGGAGUCAGGGCUGAAGCUGUGCUGAAUGAGUUCAUAAAUGAGAGAGGACCUGAGGCAAACUUCAUCCUUCGCACUGAUGAACAACUGACUAAAAGGGAGAAAGCAAUUCAGGAGGAGAGAGAGAAGGCAACUCUGAUCGAACAGAAGCUUAAGGAGGAGGAGGAGAAACGUAUUGAGAGUGACCUACUGUUUAAGGCAGAGAAAAAGCGCCAGGAGGAAAUUAAGAUACAGAUGGAGGAGAAGUUUAAAAAGGAGAUGAAGCAACAGCAGGAGGAGAUACAAAGAGGUCUGGAGAGCAAACUAAAGGAGCAGGAAGAGCUGCUGAACAAAGGCUUUAAAGAGAAAGCUGAACUUCUUGGUAAAGAGAUAAAUAAGUUACAAGAAGAGCAAAAUAGUUUUGGAGUUAUAGGGAAAUUUUUUGGUAAUGUCUUUGACAUAAUUCCCAAUCUUCUCACUGGCAAGGGCUUCAUAUGGCGUUAAACUAAUGUGAGUAUUUUAUAACAAUAUACUCCACACUGCGCCACUUUGCUUACUUUCUCAGGUAAAAAAUCAUUUUCACUGGGAUCGAGAAAUCAUUAGAAUUUUAAGGUCAGGCACUGGAUAUGCCCUAUAAUCUCAAACUUUUUAAAGGGACAAUAAGUAGGAUUUCCCCCCAUCUAGUGGUGAAACUGUAUUUUGCAUUCAAACAAAUAGUGCUCUCUAGCGCCACGCUUUUCCAAAUGAGUGUUGCAACUACGGUAGCCAUUAUGUACUCACUGAUCUCAUUGUCCGUUUCAGCUGGUUCACGUGUUCUGAACGAAAACGUGUUGCGGUAGGCUAGUGCUUUUUGUCCCUCUCUGCUAUUAUAGUUUUUCAAUAGAGGGUAUGCAUUGAUGUCACUUUUCCACCUUACCACCCGGAACUCACCCUGUUGAGUGGCGAAAUGUUAAACAAAAUGGCUGGUUUUCAUAGCGGCUGCUGCAAAAAAUGGCAGUAAAACUGUCUAUUAUCAGCUUAAAUUAAAUUUAGUUGACCUUAACAGUGACCCUAACAACUUGCCAAACAACCAGGAGUCUGUGGAUAUUGGCAUAUGGUCAGACAUUGCUUUUCCUGACAUAUAUGUUUAUCUUGCCUAACACUAUUUUUAUCCCAAGAUUUUACACACCUGACAAAUGGCUACUGAUUUACUUCUCCUUUGAGGGGCAAAACAUUCAACAAAAUGUCUGGCUGUUCUAGCGGCGGAUGCGAAAAUGUCAGUAUAACUGACAAUUAUCAGAAAAAAAUCAAUUUAGUUUCACGUGACCCUAGCAACUUGUCA
Misgurnus anguillicaudatus (oriental weatherfish) is the source of this 2907-nucleotide messenger RNA. The record is from RefSeq and is a predicted model, not a curated record. Lineage: Eukaryota; Metazoa; Chordata; Actinopteri; Cypriniformes; Cobitidae.